Molecule: messenger RNA, 915 nt
Organism: Anopheles marshallii
Lineage: Eukaryota; Metazoa; Arthropoda; Insecta; Diptera; Culicidae
Exons: 6
Coding region: 1-915 (304 amino acids)
Source: RefSeq, a predicted model, not a curated record
AUGUCGUGCGAAGCUGAAAUGGACAUGUCUCCUCGUUCGGAGCACGAUUUCCCAACCCUCUGGAUCUAUCUCACCGUAAUUAUUGUGGGAGGUACGUACGUCCUGGCUGGCUGUCCAGUACCGACGAAACACUACACCACAAUUGGUUGUGAACCAAGCGACGAGCUUAACCUCCAGGGAUGCCCUCGUUGGUUCAACUGCUCGGCGCUGGAGCAUCGCGCUAGUGAUAAGUGUUAUCUGUACGGAAAAACGUACGAACUGCAUGCGAACGUACCGGACGAGAAGGUGAAAUCGUCCUGUUUGGCACUGUGUACAUGUCAAAUGAAUUCGCGACGAGGAGUAGCCGAAUUCCACUGUGCCCAUAUCGAUUGCCCAGAAUUCUUAUCACCGCAUCGGGCCGGCUGUGUGCGUCAGUACCGCACAAAUGAUUGCUGCUCGUCGAGACAAGCAUGCGGUGACAAACGGACGAACCUGCCAAAGUGUACGAUCGGCAGUGUGACCUACUACGAAGGGGAACGAAUGCAAUUCCCGAACGAUCCGUGUCUCACCUGCAUCUGCACAGAACACUUCAACGCGAGUGAUCCUCUGUCGCAGGCGAAGUGUUAUACGAACGAGUGUGCGUUUGAAUUAAUAUCGCCCUCGGUGUUGGGAAACGAUAGUGCACCGGUGUAUUACGGAACUCGCUGCUGCCCAUGGGAGUGGAGGCCGCCAAAAUCUGCGGAUCGUAUCAACAGAGCAACGGAUAUAAUGUCCAGCGAUUGGGAUGGGGUAACGAAUGAUCACAGAUGCACCUACGGCAACUUAACGUUACGCGUAGGUGAAUCAUUAGUUCCGGAUGUAACGUCUGUUGGCAUUUACGAAUGUUUCUGUGCCAUACCGCCAAUGGUGCACUGCAUCCUAACUAGUGUUGGGUAA